CUUGAAGUGGUAGUGUUAAUCUUAGAAAAUUUAAAUGGGGAUAUGUGGUUCAAUUUCCUGCUCAAUAGUCAUAAUAUCAUGAAAUGUAUUUACCAACAUUGAAAUGAACGGGUUCGAACUCAGUGGAAUGUGUAUAAAGGAUAGUUGGGAUGCGCACAAGCUUGCCGGAAACCACUAUAGAGGAUUCAUGCAGCUGAUCCAAGCUAACUUAGGAAUUAGGAUUGAGGCUUAGUUAAUUGAUUGAUUAAUGAUGCGUUGUCAUUUGCGAAUAAAUGGGACUAGGUUGGUUUUGGGGCCUUAGUGAGUGAUACUAACUGACACCUAUUAGUUAUUAUUGUAGGAAGAAACACUACUUCUCAAAACAAUUGCUUUCCCUAUGUAUUAGAAACACAACCAUUAGAAAUUGGUUGGUACCCUGUCAUUCUUGAUGGUUUUCCAUAAACAUUUCAUCCACAAUUUGACCAUCAAUUCUAUAGCAGGUAUACAUGGACAUCAUAAAGGAGUUGCUGCAAAAUAUUUGAGAUCUCUAGCUUGACUAUCACACAGGCCUAUGCUGUGUGUGGUAUUAGAAAACAUGGGCUUGUUGUGCAGCAGAAACAAAGGCUACAAUCAAGCCGAUGAUGAGGAAAAUACUCAGACUGCAGAUAUAGAAAGACGUAUUGAGCAAGAAACAAAGGCGGACAAGCAUAUUCAGAAACUUCUUCUACUUGGUGCCGGAGAUUCGGGGAAGUCCACUAUUUUUAAGCAGAUAAAACUUUUGUUCCAAACUGGCUUUGAUGAGGCAGAGCUAAAGAACUAUAUCCCUGUCAUUCAUGCCAAUGUCUAUCAGACAAUAAAAGUAUUACAUGAUGGAUCGAAGGAAUUAGCUCAAAGUGAAUUAGAGGCCUCAAAGUAUCUUCUAUCAGCUGAAAAUAAGGAUAUCGGCGAGAAGCUUUCAGAAAUUGGAGGCAGGUUGGAUUAUCCUCACCUGACUAAGGAUCUGGUGCAGGAUAUUGAAGCUCUUUGGAAAGAUCCUGCUAUUCAAGAAACUAUUUUACGUGGUAAUGAGCUCCAGGUUCCAGAUUGUGCCCAUUAUUUCAUGGAAAACUUGCAGAGAUUUUCUGAUAUAAAUUAUGUCCCAUCAAAGGAGGAUGUUCUUUUUGCCCGAAUUCGAACAACUGGUGUCGUUGAAAUACAGUUCAGCCCAGUUGGAGAGAACAAAAAAAGUGGAGAAGUAUAUAGGCUUUUUGAUGUUGGAGGUCAGAGAAAUGAGAGAAGAAAGUGGAUUCAUCUAUUUGAAGGUGUCACGGCAGUCAUAUUUUGUGCCGCUAUUAGUGAGUAUGAUCAAACUCUAUUUGAGGAUGAAAGAAAGAACCGAAUGAUGGAGACCAAGGAACUCUUUGAGUGGGUCUUAAAGCAACCAUGUUUUGAGAAAACUUCCUUCAUGCUAUUUCUCAACAAAUUUGAUAUAUUUGAGCAGAAGGCUCUGAAAGUGCCUCUGAACGUCUGUGAGUGGUUUAAAGAUUACCAACCAGUUUCAACAGGAAAACAAGAGAUUGAGCAUGCUUAUGAGUUUGUAAAGAAAAAAUUUGAGGAGUCAUAUUUCCAAUGCACUGCACCAGAUCGUGUGGACCGGGUCUUUAAGAUAUACAGAACCACAGCCCUUGAUCAGAAGCUUGUUAAGAAGACUUUCAAACUGGUAGACGAGACGCUGAGAAGGAGAAACCUCUUUGAAGCAGGUUUAUUAUGA
This is a messenger RNA of Nicotiana tabacum (common tobacco), 1729 nucleotides long. Its product is annotated as guanine nucleotide-binding protein alpha-1 subunit. Gene Ontology annotation, biological process: adenylate cyclase-modulating G protein-coupled receptor signaling pathway. Gene Ontology annotation, molecular function: guanyl nucleotide binding; G-protein beta/gamma-subunit complex binding; G protein-coupled receptor binding. The record is from RefSeq and is a predicted model, not a curated record. Lineage: Eukaryota; Viridiplantae; Streptophyta; Magnoliopsida; Solanales; Solanaceae. Gene Ontology annotation, cellular component: cytoplasm; heterotrimeric G-protein complex.